CUUUUAUUUCCUUUUCUUAAAGGGGUAAAUAAAUCUUCUAUACCGAAAUUCUGUAUACCUUUGUAUCCGUUCAUUUUCGGCCAUUCGAUCACUUGAUAAUUUUAGCAUAUAACAAGAGGUGAUUCAUCAUUCAAGGACUUUCGAACUGAUUUGGUCUUUCGAUUGAAGGGAAAAAAAAAAAAAUCAUUCAAGGGCUUUCAGUGUAGUUUAUCCUUCACGCCAGAAGAAAGUUUUCUUCCGUUUUGAGUGAGGAAGAAUAAUCUGCUGGGAUCGACCACUAGAAAUGGCUGCUGAAACCUCCUCCUCCUCGUCGGCGGUGACGGAGGAAGAGCUGACGCUGACGGUGAAGUGGAGCGGGAAGGAGUACACCGUUAGGGUUUGCGGCGACGACACGGUCGGAGAGCUGAAGCGACGGAUAUGCGAAGUCACGAACGUGCUGCCCAAACGGCAGAAGCUUCUGUACCCUAAAGUCGGAUCGAAGCUCGCCGACGAAUCCCUCCUCCUCUCUCAGCUCCCCCUCAAAUCCUCACUCAAAAUGACCAUGAUUGGCACUGUUGAAGACGAUAUACUUGUGGACGAAGUAGACUCUCCAGAUGUUGUCGAUGAUUUUGAGUUGGGACAAGAUGAAGUUGUUGAAAUCAAAGACAAUGAUGUCAAUAGGCAGAAAUUGAGAAGGCGAAGUGCUCAUUACAAGAUUCAACUCCGGAAUCCAUGCCGUAAAGGGAAAAAGUUGCUGGUUUUGGAUAUUGAUUAUACCUUGUUUGAUCAUCGUUCCACAGCGGAGAACCCGCUAGAACUCAUGCGGCCUUAUUUGCAUGAGUUUCUUACGGCUGUUUAUGCUGAGUAUGAUAUCAUUAUCUGGUCUGCUACCGGCAUGAAGUGGGUUGAAUUAAAAAUGGGACAGCUUGGGGUCCUCGACAAUCCAAACUACAAAAUUACAGCUCUUCUGGAUCAUUCCGCAAUGAUCACAGUUCAUUCAGAUGCUCGUGGAACCUUCGAUUGCAAGCCACUGGGCAUUAUUUGGGCUCAAUAUCCGGAGUACUACAGCUCCAAGAAUACUAUCAUGUUUGAUGAUCUCAGAAGAAAUUUCGUGAUGAAUCCCCAGAAUGGGUUAACCAUAAAGCCAUUCAAGAAGGCCCAUGCAAAUCGGGACAGUGAUCAGGAGCUUAUGAAACUCACUCAAUACUUGCUUGUGAUUGCAGAUCUUGAUGACCUCAGCACCAUUGAUCAUAAGGAAUGGGAGUCAUACAAUGAGGACUAUUUCAAGCGACGCAGACGCACAUGAGUAACUGUGCUCGGUCUUGAAAAUUCAAUAGCCGUGCUCGUGUACCUCUUUUACCUUGCAUUGACAAAACUUGUAGUACUAAAAGAAACCUUCCAAAAUUGGUAAGAACGUGAAUUGCUGGAAAUGGUCACGCAUGGUUGUCAAGGUGAUUUUCCCCCCCUAUAAUCCAAGCAAAUUGUGAUUAAUGGGUUGUGCAA
This is a messenger RNA of Rhododendron vialii, 1482 nucleotides long. Its product is annotated as ubiquitin-like domain-containing CTD phosphatase. Gene Ontology annotation, molecular function: protein binding; phosphoprotein phosphatase activity. Lineage: Eukaryota; Viridiplantae; Streptophyta; Magnoliopsida; Ericales; Ericaceae. The transcript is spliced from 6 exons. Gene Ontology annotation, cellular component: nucleus. Bases 284 to 1285 code for a protein of 333 amino acids. The record is from RefSeq and is a predicted model, not a curated record.